GCUCCGCGCAGCUCUGGUGGCGUGGUGACGCUGUGGGUGCUGAACGAUGGUGGGAGGACACCAGCGUCCCCCAGCAGUGGACUUGAUCCCUGCUAUCUGAGUGGAGGACCACAGUAGGCCACUAGAGGAGGAGAAUCAAGAUGCCCCAGUUGACAGUUAGGUGACGCUCUGAAGCUCAUCUGCCUCUUAAACCAUCAGGUCUAGGUGGCUGUGCUGUAGACUCUGUUGCCCUGUGACGUGCUGGUGCGGGGAGUUCCAUAGGGAGGACGCUCGAUGUCCUGGAAGCCAGAAAUGGGGUUGGUGUCAUUUGAGGAUAUAGCUGUGGAAUUCACCUGGCAGGAAUGGCAGGACCUGAAUGAAGGUCAGAGAACUCUCUACAGGGAUGUGAUGCUGGAGAACUAUAGCAACUUGCUGUUCUUGGGGCACUGUAAGACCAAACCUGAGCUGAUCUUCAAUUUGGAGCAAAGACUUGGGUCAUGGAUUGUAGAAGCCUCACACCAGAGCAUCCCAGAUUUCCAAAAAGUGAAUACCCUAAACGAGACCAGUCCAGAAACCAAAGCGCGACAUGUGUGUCAAGUUCCUCUCAACAGUGAUACGUCAGAGGAGUUGGCUGGAAUAGGGAAUACUUGCACUGUGAGCACAAACUGCUUUUCAAAUCAGACUGUAAAGAGUGAGGACUCACUAGGAAUGAGUCCUAGAAAGUUUACUCUGUGGAAGGAUGUGUAUCUUCAUAACGAUGUUGAUGAGGUAGAAGUUGGAGAAGAACCCGAUGAUCUUAAUGGAACUGUAAAAUCUGUCAGACAUCCAGAGCGUGUUAGUCUAUACAGGUUUCAAAGUUCACAAGGUUACUUUCAGAGUCUUAUACCAGGGAAAUCCUUCAACACAAAAGCAGUAUUACUUACCCAUAAGUUCAAUGAAUAUGCAAAAUCCUUAGUUGACACAGCAUUUAUUGGCAAAGAGAUGGCUCAGAUAAGGGUGAAAUCAUUUGAAUGUAAUGUAUCCGAGAUAAAGUGUAACAAGUCUGACCUUAAUGAAAAUGACCCAGUGCACGAGGGAGAGAAACAUUACAAAUGUAGUGACUUUGAGAAUCCUUUUAUUAUUGAAUCAUACCUCCCAAAACAUAAGGGACAGCAUGAAAAGCUCUUUGUCCAGAAGGGAUAUGAGUUUUCUCAGCAGUCAGAAGUGAGUCUUCAUCAGAAAAUCCGCAGAGGGAAAAAGACCUAUGAAUGUAAAAUAUGUGGCAAGUGCUUUUAUUGGAAAACGAGCUUCAAUAGACAUCAGAGCACUCACACUGGUGAGAAGCCCUAUGAAUGUACAGAAUGCAGUAAAGCUUUCUGCCAAAAGUCACAUCUCACUCAGCAUCAGAGAGUGCAUACAGGUGAGAGACCAUAUAUAUGUUUUGAAUGCAGGAAAGCUUUCUAUCGUAAAUCAGAGCUUACUGACCAUCAGAGAAUUCAUACAGGUGAGAAGCCAUAUGAAUGUAAGGAAUGUGGGAAAGCUUUUUGCCAAAAGCCCCAACUUACUCUACAUCAGAGAAUUCAUACAGGUGAGAAGCCCUAUGAGUGUGCAGAAUGUGGGAAAGCCUUCUCCACCAAGUCCUACUUAACUGUACAUCAGAGAACUCACACAGGUGAGAAACCUUACGAAUGUACAGUAUGUAGGAAGUCAUUUAUCUGUAAGUCAAGUUUCAGCCAUCAUUGGAGAACUCAUACAGGUGAAAAACCUUAUGAAUGUAAGCAGUGUAUGAAGACCUUCUACCGUAAGUCAGGCCUGACUCGACACCAGAGAACUCACACAGGUGACAAACGCUAUGAAUGUCAAUUAUGUCAGAAAGCUUUUUACUGCACUUCACACCUCAUUGUACAUCAGCGAACUCAUACAGGUGAGAAACCUUAUGAAUGUAAGGAGUGUAGGAAAGCUUUCUACGAUAAGUCAAAUCUUAAACGGCAUCAGAAGAUUCAUACUGCGAAGAAGGCCUCUGAAUGCAAACAAUCUAACAAAUUUUUUCUGAGUAAUACUUCUCAACAUCAGACAAUGUAUUAUGAAUAUUGAGAAGGCAAGAAAGCUUUUCACCAAAAACCAAACUUUAUUUAAACAUUCAACACUCUUCUUACAGGUAAGGAAACCCUGUGAUUGGAAAGUACUUAUCCAAAAGUCAGCUCUUACUGUACAUUGGACCACUUAUACAAGGGAUUAAAUCAAAUGAAUAAACAGUGAAGGAAACCUUUGACUCUUGUUUAUUAAAGAACUUUGACUGUGGCAAAUAAUUUAGCCAGUACAUUAACCCAACAUAAGACAGAUAUUUAUGGUGGAGGAUCACUUGCACUCAGGCAAUAGAGGAAGACACCAUGACUUAAAAGAAAAUAGGGCAAAGUUUUCCACUUGACAUUCUGACAUACUACCACACCCCAGUGGUGUGAAAAUGAAAGGGAGGAAUGCCCCAAACUCUGAAUAGAAUUUGGAACUCAUUGCUGGGUGUUUUGAGACGUUCCUGUAAUCUCAAUAUUUGGCAGGUUGAAGAAAGGAGUUUAGGAAUUGUAGUCUAACCUUUGCUACAAAGCAGUUUCAAAUCCAGCCUGGGUUACAUGAGAACUUUAAAAAAAAAUGACAAUUACAAUACAAGAAUGAGCCUCUAAACUUCGCAAACCAUAUAAAGGGGAUAAAGGACAAUACAGCUCGGGGUAAUUGUUGCUAUACCAUACUUCCAUUUGAACCAGAGAUGCUAUAGGAGUCCUGUCUGCGUUAGUUCUGUAGAAACUUGUGGAACUUUGUGGAAAUUACAUGACACUGAGCAUCACUUAUAAAAGCGAGCGCACUUGAAUUUCGGCACUUAGGGCAGUGACAGUGUUUGGCUGCUAUUGGUGUAAUCUGUCUUUAAAUUACAUCUGUUAUCACCUUACAGGCUUUAUUAUAUUUAUUUAUCUGGGCAUGCACUCCAUAGCAUAUCAAAGUCGGGACAAACCCCAAAGUCAUUUCCCUUCUACCUGGUGGAUUCUUAGUAUCAAACUCAGGUUAUCAGGCUUUGUAGAAAACAUCUUUACUCUUUGAGCCAUGUCUCCUGCUCCUGUAUUUAUACUCAACUAUAGUAUGAAUUAAAAGCAAUUCUGGAGUUAACUUCAGCUAGUCCAGAAUGCUUUACUGGGAAGGACAUUUUUUAAAAUCACUUUUAGUAUAGUCUCCCUAACUUCAGUUUGGAGAUAAGGUCUUGGUACAAAUACCCUGACUGAUAGCAAAGUCCUGCUUAUCUUGCCUUAGUCUUGUGAGUGCUUAGAUUAAAUGUUAUGUGCCACUGUGCCCAGCCAUAAAAUUUUGAGGCAUAAAAAAAUUAAUGAAAAUUUCUUGAGUUAUUAGGUGCUGUGUUCAUGUUCUAAAUACCCAUCACUGUGUUUAAAAAAUCAAGCGAAUGAAAGAUUUGACUUGACAGCACAGUGAAAGGAUGGCAGAUCUGUCGACAUCAAGAGAAAUGAUUGUAAUGUGGAAUUCAGUUUGCCAUAUCAGAUACCCACAUCUUGGUCAUCACAGACAAGCAGAAGGCAGGGAAGCUGAAGAAGAUAAUGGAAGAGGUGAAAUAAAACAUACUCUCAUUUGGGUUGUAUUAAAAUCCUAAAAUGUAAAGACAUUCUGAUCAUGUUAUUUGGGUGUUAAUUGGAAAUAAUAAAUGAUUUAAAAAUACUAUUUCAGGUUGUAUUCAGUUGUGUACAAACAAGCAGGAUGGUCAUUCCCAGUCAGCAUAAAUUGACCUCCAAUCUGGGGCAUUUGUGGUUGACGUGAAUGAAAGUUGGUAGUUAUACUGAAAUCUAGUGGACAAGGUUGAACCGAUUUCAUAAUAUAAGUACAUUCUGUAUUAUAUAGUUUUAGAAAUCUGAAUGAAGGCACUCAGCUUAAGUACAGAAAAUUUGUUAAAUAUGUAAUGUAACAAAUACAUUGAGAGACUCGAGGUAGGGUACAUGGCCUUUUAUGUAUGUAGUUCUCACUGCAAUUUCAGAUUUACUAAAUUACUGUGGUUAUAUUAUUUAACUUGGUAUUGCUGUGGCCAACUAUCUGACAGAUCCAAUUUAAGGGUGUAAAUAUUUAUUUUAGGCCAUAAUUUCAAAUAGUAGUUACUUGACCCCCUUACCAUGGGUAGUUCAUGGUUUGCAAAAGGGUUAGCAAGCACUUUUUAACAUUAAAACAAAUAGGAAACAGCAAAGGAGUGGGUGAAUACUAGGUUUACUCUGUAAUGAUAUACAACAGCAAUGUAUAUUAAAAACAAAUAUAUACCCCUUCCUCCCAAAAAACAGACAAAAGGUCUUCCUGAAUUUUAUUUCACCUCCUAAAGUAUUGCCACUAUCCAAGAAUCAAGCAUCCAAUACACAAGCCUUUGGGAACAUUUCAGAUUCAAAUCAAUAUAUACAGUUUCACAUGAAACAACUAACCUUUUAAUAUUCUGUUAAAUAUAUCAUGUUCAUAUAGAGUUGUAUGGGUAUUUUUAUAAAACUAUUCAGACUAAAACUGACAAGCUAUCCCCUGCCCCAAAGUGGGUGAUUGAUAAUGUAUUUUCAAAGUUUAAUCAACAUAGAACUUGUAAUUCUAAUAUAAAUUCAUGUUGAAAUGCAGAUCCUGGUAUACAGUUAUUCAUAGUUGACAUCUGAAUUAAAGCAUUUUUGGUAAACAA
Molecule: messenger RNA, 4654 nt
Organism: Rattus norvegicus (Norway rat)
Lineage: Eukaryota; Metazoa; Chordata; Mammalia; Rodentia; Muridae
Gene: Zfp68
Product: zinc finger protein 68
Exons: 6
Coding region: 274-2052 (592 amino acids)
Biological process (GO): regulation of DNA-templated transcription
Cellular component (GO): nucleus
Source: RefSeq, marked validated